Bombyx mori (domestic silkworm) is the source of this 576-nucleotide messenger RNA. RefSeq names its product lipase 1. Lineage: Eukaryota; Metazoa; Arthropoda; Insecta; Lepidoptera; Bombycidae. Bases 1 to 576 code for a protein of 191 amino acids. The record is from RefSeq and is a predicted model, not a curated record. The transcript has a single exon.
AUGUCGUUCAAAACAUUAAAAUUAAUAAGUGCUCUCGUAUUCCUAACAUUUAAGCGCGGUGUAGCCACGGAAGACUCGUCCGGGACCGUACCAAGCUUUUCAUCAAUAGCUGAAGCCCUCGGAUACGAUUGCGUUGCUCACAGGAUCACAACAAAAGACGGUUACAUACUCACCCUGUUCAAUAUACCGGGCAACAAAACCAGGCCGAUUUUUUUUAUGCACGGAUUCGGAGAUUCCUCACGCACGUUCAUAGUCCGAGGGAACACAUCUAUGUUGGUAUCCGUGGCCAAAGCCGGGUAUGACGUGUGGGCCGGGAACAUGAGGGGGAAUGAAUACUCCCGCGACCACGUGACGCUGAACGCAGAUAUAGACGUCGCGGCCUACUGGAAUUUUUCGUACCACGAAGUCGGCGUGUACGAUCUGCCCGCCCAAAUCGAUUACAUACUGAACAAGACCCAACAAAAUCGACUGAGUGUCAUAAGCCAUUCCCAAGGAAGCGCCGUAUUCUUUGUGCUCUUAUCCACUUACCCCGAGUACAAUGAAAAGAUUCGACCCCUAAUAACACUAGGGCCUUAA